AUGGCUUCUCUCAAGCUAGUUCUUUUUACUUCUCUUGCUCUUUUCUCCAUAUCCACAGCCUCUAGAUUGAUCCCACAAUCUCAAGCCCCAUCUCAGCAGGGCCCACUAACUACAUCUCCAUCACUAUCUCAAGCAACGCCAUCUCCGCCGGCAUUUACCUAUGUGUGUGACCCACAAAGGUAUUUUGAUUUGGGCCUAAAUGUUUCAUCCUUCUCUUUCUGUGACACAUCGUUGCCAUUCGAUGUGCGGGCGAAGGAUCUUGUCGAUAGUAUGACGGUCGAGGAAAAGGUUGUGCAGCUUGGUAAUACGGCAGUCGGUGUGCCGAGAUUAGGCCUUCCUAAGUAUGAAUGGUGGUCUGAGGCUCUACAUGGUGUAUCCAAUGUGGGUCCUGGGACUAAGUUCACUGAUGAAGUGCCUGGUGCAACCAGCUUUCCUACUCCCAUUCUUACAACAGCUUCUUUCAAUGAGACCUUAUGGAGAACCAUUGGAGAGUCUGUUUCUACUGAAGCAAGGGCCAUGCACAAUCUAGGUGCAGCUGGAUUGACAUUUUGGAGUCCCACCAUGAAUGUGGUUAGGGAUCCUAGGUGGGGUAGGACCCUCGAGACACCUGGUGAAGAUCCAUUUGUCGUCGGCCGCUAUUCUGUUAACUAUGUUAGGGGCUUGCAAGAUGUUAAGGGCCAUGAAAAUCCAACUGACUUGAAAUCUAGGCCUCUUAAGGUUUCGGCAUGUUGUAAGCAUUACGCAGCCUAUGACGUUGAUAAUUGGUUAGGCGCAGAUCGCUUCCAUUUCGAUGCAAAGGUAAUCGUUUCCAGCCUUUGCCAAUUUUAAAUGCUUAGUUGAUUUUUUGGUAGUGUUUGGUUGCACUAAAUAUCAUGAUAUUCAUGGUAUUUCAUGAUCAGUUAUUCUAAUUUGGUGUAAUAUAUAUUAGGGGUUUACAUGGU
This is a messenger RNA of Magnolia sinica, 941 nucleotides long. Its product is annotated as probable beta-D-xylosidase 5. The coding region runs from base 1 to 828 and encodes 275 amino acids. The transcript is spliced from 2 exons. Gene Ontology annotation, cellular component: plant-type cell wall. NCBI's taxonomy places the organism in Eukaryota, Viridiplantae, Streptophyta, Magnoliopsida, Magnoliales, Magnoliaceae. Gene Ontology annotation, biological process: xylan catabolic process; arabinan catabolic process. The record is from RefSeq and is a predicted model, not a curated record. Gene Ontology annotation, molecular function: alpha-L-arabinofuranosidase activity; xylan 1,4-beta-xylosidase activity.